Messenger RNA from Calliphora vicina (urban bluebottle blowfly), 2506 nucleotides. RefSeq names its product Nopp140 (gene Nopp140). Gene Ontology annotation, cellular component: nucleoplasm; nucleolus. The coding region runs from base 90 to 2105 and encodes 671 amino acids. Lineage: Eukaryota; Metazoa; Arthropoda; Insecta; Diptera; Calliphoridae. The record is from RefSeq and is a predicted model, not a curated record. The transcript is spliced from 3 exons.
CAACACGUGUUUCUAGACGACGCAAGAGGAAAAAUUGUUAAAAAUUAAAUUAUAUUAGUAAAAAAUACGUGUAAAAAUAUUAAUUAAAAAUGGCAGAGAGCGAUCAGUUAUUAUCUGCAAUAAUACAUGAAUAUUUGCAAAGAAAAGAUAAAACUUUGGCCCAGGUUUAUCAACACAAAACUAAAGCCGCCAAUGUUGCAAAGGGUUCACCUAAAUUGGAGGAUAUUAUGAAAUACUAUGUGCAAAAUAGUAAAACAAAAAUUCCUCCAGUGAAAACAGCUAAGGAUAGCGAUAGUGACAGCGACAGUGACGAUUCUGAGGAAGAAACUACCAAGAAAGCUGCCCCUGCUGUCGUAACUAAUGGCAAGCCUGCCGCUAAGAAAGCUGCCUCCAGUUCUGAUGAUUCUUCGGACGAUAGCGAGGAAGAAAAGAAACCGGCUGCUAAAGUGAAUGGUGUAGCUAAACCUGCUGCCGCCAAGUCGGCACCUGCUAAGAAACAAGAAUCUUCUGAUGAUUCUUCGGAUGACAGCAGUGAUGAGAAAAAACCCGCUGCUAAGGCUACACCAGCUAAGCCAGCUGCCGUCGCCGCUAAAAAACAAGAGUCUUCGGAAGAUUCUUCUGAAGACAGCAGUGAGGAUGAGAAACCUGCUGCUAAGCCAGCAGCUAAAGCUACACCUGCUAAACCAGUUGCUGCUGCCAAAAAAGCCGAUUCAUCUGAUGAUUCUUCCGAUGACAGCGAUGAUGAAAAACCUGCUGCCAAGCCAGCAGCUAAACCCGCAGCCGCCCCAGCUAAGGUUGUUAAGAAAGCUGAUUCCUCUGACGAUUCUUCAGACGAUAGUGAAGAUGAGAAACCAGCAGCUAAAGCUACACCAGCCAAACCAGCUGCUGCUGUCGCUAAAAAGGCUGCUUCUUCCAGCAGCGACGAUGACAGUUCCGAAGAUGAGAAACCCAAAGCUGCUGUUGUAGCCAAGAAAGCCGCCCCUGUUGCUGCUAAAAAAGCCUCCAGCAGUGAAGAUUCUUCCAGCGAAGAGGAAGAGGAAAAACCUGCUGUAAAACCAGUUGUUAAGAAAGCUCCUGUAGCUGUUAAGAAGGCUGCAUCUUCUUCGGAUGAUUCCUCGUCCGACGAUGAUGAACCUGCCGCCAAGAAACCAGCUGUAGCUGCUCCUGCCGCCAAGAAAGCAGCUUCAUCUUCAGAUGAUUCCUCAUCCGAAGAGGAAGAGGCUGCCAAGCCAGCUGCUGUCAAAACAACCCCAGCUAAACCAGUUGUAGCUGCUAAAAAGGCUGCUUCUUCUUCGGACGAUUCCUCAUCCGACGAUGAUGAACCUGCCGCCAAGAAACCAGCUGUAGCUGCUCCUGCUGCCAAGAAAGCUGCUUCAUCUUCAGAUGAUUCCUCAUCCGACGAUGAAGAGGCUGCCAAGCCAGCUGCUAAGAAAACAACCCCAGCUAAAGCAGCUGUAGCCAAAAAGGCUGAAUCCAGUUCUGAGGAUUCUUCAGAAGAUGAGCCACCCGCAAAGAAAGCUAAUAUUGUUAAAGCAGCUACUCCAGCCAAAAAGGCCAAAUCUGAUGACAGCGAUGAUAGCUCCAGCGAUGAGGAGCCAGAAAGUGCUCCCGUAGUCAAGGCUGGUCAAAAGAGAAAACUUAGUGAAUCAAAUGCUGAGACCCCCAAAAACAAUAACUACAAUAACUUUGUUAAAUCGGGUGAAGUAAAGGAUGAGGAGGAAGGAGACAACAAUGGUGGUGGUGUUGCCAAUGGUGGUUUUAAGAAAUUCGGUGAUCGCAAAUCAUUUGGUGGUUUUGAUAAUAGAGGUCGCGGACGUGGUGCUGGCGGCGAUCGCGGUGGUAGAGGACGUGGUGGCGGCGGUGACCGUGGUGGUAGAGGCCGUGGCGGCUUUGGAGGUGGUGAUCGCGGCGGCAGAGGUCGUGGAGGCUUUGGUGGUGGUGAUCGCGGUGGUAGAGGCCGUGGUGGAUUCGGUGGUGGCCGCGGUGGUGGUGAACGUGGUGGUGGUCGUGGUCGCGGUGGUUUCGGUGGCUCAAAUAAACCCUUCAACAAAUCCUUUGACGGUGGCUCAGCGGGGCAAAACAAAAAGAUUACCUUUGAUGACUAGACUUUUAAAUAGUUCAUUUAUAAACAUAGUGUAAAUUAGUUUCACUUUCCACCCACCUUUUAGUUUGUUGUUAAGCCUGCUUUCAAAAUUACCCGUAGAUUUUCUUAAUUUUCUUAUUGUUUUGAGUGUUUUGCAAACAUUUUAUGCAUUUCCUACAUUUUUCUUAUCUCGAUUGAUUUCAUUUUGUCAAUUUUCAUUAGAAAAAUGCUGCCGGUUCCUGGGGUGAUAAAGCCAACAGAGAUUUGAAAUUCACCCGUGGCAAAUCAUUCAAACAUGAAAAAACAAAGAAGAAGCGUGGUAGUUAUCGUGGUGGAGCAAUUGAUAUGGGAGUUAAUUCCAUAAAAUUUGAAUAAGUUUACGAUUUAGAAAACAAAAUACAAAACAAUGGACCUUCAAAACUU